Messenger RNA from Musa acuminata subsp. malaccensis (wild Malaysian banana), 2442 nucleotides. RefSeq names its product putative elongation factor TypA-like SVR3, chloroplastic. Lineage: Eukaryota; Viridiplantae; Streptophyta; Magnoliopsida; Zingiberales; Musaceae. Gene Ontology annotation, molecular function: GTP binding; GTPase activity. Gene Ontology annotation, cellular component: ribonucleoprotein complex; cytosol. The record is from RefSeq and is a predicted model, not a curated record.
UCCGUUGCCUUUUGGGCCUCGAUUGCCAAAUCCGAAGGCAUUGAGCAAUGGAGAUGGCGAUCGGCAUCCGGACUUCGCUCGGCCCGUCGCCUCGCCUCCCGGCCAGCGCUAACACUUACCGAAACCCCAGGGAAGCUACUACCUCCGUCUGCUUCUUCAAGGAGAUUCUUGGCCGGCGUUUGUCUUGCCCUUUUUUAAACUCCAGGGGAUGUUCUAAUCCGAAUGCGCGGCUGCGUCGAACGGCCAUCAGAUGUUCGACGACGUCCACCGCCAAGGAAGCUGCCUCUGUAUCAAAGAAGACGUCAAUGACAAGAAGAGAUGUAAGAAAUAUAGCGAUCGUUGCUCAUGUAGAUCAUGGUAAGACGACAUUGGUGGAUGCGAUGUUGAAGCAAGCAAAGGUCUUCCGUGAUAACCAAACCGUGCAAGAGAGAAUAAUGGACUCAAAUGAUUUGGAGCGAGAAAGGGGAAUUACAAUACUUAGCAAAAACACAUCCAUAUCCUACAAGGGAACUAAGAUAAACAUAAUUGAUACUCCAGGUCAUUCUGACUUUGGUGGGGAAGUUGAACGUGUCCUGAACAUGGUUGAAGGGGUUCUCCUUGUGGUAGACUCAGUAGAGGGGCCGAUGCCACAAACAAGAUUCGUUUUAAAGAAGGCUUUAGAAUUUGGUCAUGCUGUUGUAGUUGUUGUAAAUAAAAUUGAUAGGCCUUCAGCUCGUCCAGACUUUGUCAUAAAUUCCACAUUCGAACUUUUUAUUGAAUUAAAUGCGACUGAUGAACAGUGUGAUUUCCAAGUGAUUUAUGCAAGUGGCAUUAAAGGAAAGGCUGGACUAUCUCCCGACAAUCUUGCUGAUGAUCUUGGGCCACUAUUUGAGGCCAUACUUAGAUGCAUCCCAGAGCCCAGUAUUAACAAAGAUGGUCCUACACAGAUGCUUGUAUCAAACACUGAGUAUGAUGAACAUAAAGGUAAAAUAGCAAUUGGAAGACUGCAUGCUGGGGUACUGCAAAAAGGCACAGAAGUAAAGGUAUGCACUUCAGAUGAUACUUGCAGAUUUGCUAAAAUCAGUGAGCUUUUUGUUUAUGAGAAUUUCAGCAGAGUUCCAGUUGAGCAAGUACAGGCUGGUGACAUAUGUGCUGUCUGUGGUAUUAAUGACAUAAUGAUUGGGGAGACUAUAGCUGACAAAAGCUCUGGGAAAGCAUUACCUACCAUUAGGGUGGAAGAGCCAACAGUGAGAAUGUCCUUCUCUAUCAACACUUCACCUUUUGUUGGUCGAGAGGGGAAAUAUGUAACAAGUCGGAAUCUUCGGGAUCGGCUCUAUCGUGAGCUUGAGAGAAACUUGGCUAUGAAAGUAGAAGAUGGUGAAACCUCUGAUACAUUUAUUGUUAGUGGAAGGGGUACACUGCAUCUUACCAUCUUGAUUGAAAAUAUGCGAAGAGAAGGAUAUGAGUUUAUGGUGGGGCCACCUAAGGUUAUUAACAAAUAUAUAGAUGAUAAAUUGCUGGAGCCCUUUGAGAUUGCUACUGUGGAGCUGCCAGAAGAAUAUAUGGGGCCUGUAGUUGAACUACUAGGAAAAAGGCGUGGUCAGAUGUUUGAUAUGCAGGGGGUUGGAUCUGAGGGGACAUCAUUGAUUAAAUACAAAAUCCCCACUCGUGGCCUUCUUGGAUUGCGGAAUGCGAUUCUAACAGUUUCUCGAGGCACAGCAGUUUUGAACACAGUAUUUGAUGGCUAUCGACCAUGGGCAGGAGAUAUUAGCACCCGAGACCAGGGAUCUUUGGUUGCUUUUGAAGAUGGAAGCACUACCUCUUACGCUCUUUUCAGUGCACAAGAAAGAGGUCAGCUGUUUAUUAGCCCUGGUAUGGAAGUAUAUAAAGGUCAAAUUGUAGGUAGCCAUCAGCGUCCUGGUGACUUAUCUCUAAACGUUUGUAAGAAGAAGGCUGCAACUAAUAUACGAUCUAACAAGGAACAGACAGUGGUUCUGGAUUCACCAUUAAGUUAUAGUUUGGACGACUGUAUAGAAUACAUUCAAGAAGAUGAAUUGGUAGAAGUUACACCUCUAAGCAUUCGGAUGUGCAAGAAUCCAAAGCUUACCAAGAAAAGGUAGAGGAUCAAUGGUAGCUCUGCCUGCGGCACUCAUUCUUGAUCUUUAUACUGGCUGUGAAGGUUGACUACGAGUGUCUUACCUCCACAUUUUAUUAUAUUGCCUCUAUAUUGCAGCAUACCAGGCCAAUCAGAUAAUACCGUCAAUAUGAUUAGAUCAGUUUCACAUCAAAUUAUCAAGGGUUUAUAAAACUUUAUACACAAUUUUACGAUUCAUGUCUUCAUUAUAUUGAUUAUUCUGCGAUCUAGUUUUCCUUCAAUUUCCCAUGUUGCAAAGGAAACAAGUUUAUCUUCUGUAACUCAAAAGAAUGCUGUCAAUGAGAUCAAAAAGUUUUGUGCUACUUAAA